UUAGAUCAGAAUUGAAUGAAAUUAGCAGGAUUUAGAAGCCGCUUGCGCAUCCCGAGCCUCACUUGGCCAACGCACUCCUCGAGCCGUCAGCUGUUCCACCUUCCCCGUCACUCACACAACAACAUUGAUGCUCAUUUCAACGCUUUAGUACAAGUUCGAAGAACCACCAAGAUGAUAGACGUCACGGUUAAAACCCUGGAUUCCCAGAAUCACCGGUUCUCAGUUCCAGAUGAUAUCACUGUAAAGCAGUUCAAGGAUAGGAUAGCAUCUUCCGUGAGCAUCCCAGCAGACAAACAGCGACUGAUAUACUGUGGUCGAGUUUUACAGGAUGAUAAGAAACUUGCAGAUUAUAAUGUGCAUGAAAAAGUGGUGCACCUGGUGAUGAGAGCCCCCCCACAGGCCAACAGUCGUACUGCAGGUGGAGGUGCCAGCUCCUCAAGCAACGGAGCCACAGGGAGCAG
Molecule: messenger RNA, 461 nt
Organism: Penaeus monodon (black tiger shrimp)
Lineage: Eukaryota; Metazoa; Arthropoda; Malacostraca; Decapoda; Penaeidae
Product: large proline-rich protein BAG6-like
Cellular component (GO): BAT3 complex
Molecular function (GO): polyubiquitin modification-dependent protein binding; misfolded protein binding
Source: RefSeq, a predicted model, not a curated record